GUCAGAGACUGCCGUGUCAGUAAGCCGCCGGGAAACAUGACUUGCCUUUAGAUCUCUUACUAAAUUAUUUUGCAAAUUCUUUUGUUUAAAGAUGUUGAGAUCGUCGCAGAUGUGGCUUGUUUGCUUUUUAGUGGCUGUACUUUAUUUUCCCAGCUCGUUUUGUGGUCAUGUGGUGCAGCUCACAAGUCAAAAUUUCGAUCAAACACUAGCCGAUAAUAAACUGGUUUUCAUAAAUUUUUACGCCGAUUGGUGUAGAUUUAGUCAAAUGUUAGCUCCAGUUUUUGAGCAAGCUUCUGAUCUUGUCCAUGAAGAAUUUCCGAGUGGGGUUGUGUUUGGUAGAGUGGAUUGUGAAUCAGAACAAGAGAUAGCACAACGAUUUCACAUCACUAAAUAUCCAACUUUAAAGAUGUGGAGAAAUGCACAGGUUACAAGGAGAGAAUACAGAGGUCAGAGAUCUGUGGAUGCUUUUUCAAAGUUUAUCAAGGAACAGAUGACAAGCAGAAUUAUAGAAUUUCAUGCUUUGAGUGAUCUCAAUGUUGAUACUUCAAAAAGAACUGUCAUCGCUUACCUAGAAAGCAAAGACAGUGACAACUUCAAGACCUAUGAAAAAGUGGCAGAAGAAUACAGAGAUGAUUGCAAUUUUCAUGUUGGAGUUGGGGAUGCUUCUCUCAAAGAAAGACAGACAGGAGAAAACAUUGUCUUCAGGCCUCAGCAUGUGGGUGCAUAUGGAAUAAAUGAUACAUGGAUGCUAAAAAGCUCAGCUAGUGGUUGUUUCAAAUCAGCCUGUUCAUUUUGGUUUGCUACCUCUGCAGGAAGCAUCAAUUUUCUUAUUGCUGAUGGGCUCAAAUUCUCUCAUCCACUGCAUCACUUGGGAAAAGGACCUGAGGACCUUCCUCUUGUUGCAAUUGACAGCUUUAAACACAUGUACCUGUUACCAAAGUUUGAUGACAUCAAGAAACCAGGAAGACUCAAGAAGUUUGUUAAGGAUUUGCACUCAGGAAAACUGCACAGAGAGUUCCAUCAUGGACCUGACCCAGCAGAACAGGGACAUGAGGAAGAAGAGGAGACUACUGAAACAGACAGCCCGGAAGAAGCAGGAACAGAGAAAGAAACAGAAACAGGCCAAGGUACUGAAACUCAGAAGACAGGAUCAGGGAAAACAAACAGUGGAUCUGGACGAAAAGAACAGACCUCGCCUCCAGAGACUGUAUUUAAGAAACUUGCCCCAAGUUACAACAGAUACACUUUACUUAGGGAUGAAUUGUAAUUGAUUUUGUUUUUAAUGCCCAGCUGUAAAUUUCUAAGCAGUAUUUUUCAAAAUAUAACUAGAGACAAGGAGAAAAGAAGGGAUUUUGAUAACUGGCGAUGACAAGGAGGGAGGAGAGGAGGCCAGGCAGUUGUGACUCAGUGAGGGAGGGGUGGGGAAUUCCUACUUAAUAACCAGGUUGUUAAAGGUAUAUGCGUUAUGUUGACAUAGAUAUAUAGUGCUACAGUCAUAAUUUAUAUUUCACCACAAUGUUCAAAAUCCCAGAUUUCCAAAUUGGUAAUAGGUGAUCAAAUGGAAGGUAACAUUUUGACGUAAAUUUUGUUUGCCAGUAGCUUUUCUGUGGAAAAACUCGCAUACAUGAAGGGAAUACUUCUGUAACAGGCUAGAACAUCUAACAAAAUAGUUGUGAAAUCUAUUGUGAAAUCUAUUCUUUUCCCAAGUUCUCUAUUCUUCUCUUCCUUGGAAACAGACCAAGACCAGGCGAUUGGGUGGAAGAAAAACGUGUUUUUUUUUAUGUUCUGGUUGGUUGAAAUAAAUUUACAUGUCAACGUCUGUGGUAUCUUCUGUUUAGAAAAGAUAGUGUGCGAUAGAAGAUUAAGGUGCAGGUGAAUAUGGGACUCGUAAGACUAAAGGGGUUUUCUCUCGUAUUUGGAUCAAUGACGGUCAAAGUGUCUGAAUAAUUGGGAACCUACCUCUCCCCUGACCCAAAAACAAAGUCAGGGUUAAUGUUGGUUUAGGGGAGGGGUAGGUUAGGUACGCUUACUCAAAUACUGACAUUGAUCCUAUUGUGUUAGCCGUCGUCAGGAAUUUGAGAAUCUUUUCUCGUUUACAUAUCUCGUAUUGUAGCAUGUGACUGUGGUCUUAGAUGCAUUGUUGUUUCGAGUACGACAACCUGGUAUUUUAUUUAUGACCAAAAAGAUGGCAUACAUUUUUUAGCUUAGUUCAAGAAUCGAAGGGAAGAAAUUUUAUUGUUGAAGAGAAUGUGGAAUUUCUAAACAUCCAGUACAGUCGAACCUCGAUUAUCCGGACUCGUCGGGACCUCGGUAAAUAGUCCGGAUAAUCGAAAAUAUGAAUAUUAAUGAUUCGUUUUAAAUUAAUCCUUCGCUUGUCUCGAUGCUGUCAGUAAAUUUUAGGAUCUUGUUUUUGUUCUUACGUCUGUCUGAGAUGUGCUGCUUGCUGAUGCCAAAUUCUUGAGCUAAAUUUGUCCCUUUCUCUCCUUAUCCAAACGUGAAUUAAUUAUCUAUUUAUCUUUAAUCGAUAGAACGGCUCGCUUUCGCUUCGUAGACAUGUUUUUGAUUUGAGUUUACGAUCGGUCGUUCGAGUGUUUACAUAACCCUCGCGGAAGGAACUAAUGAAGCAUGAAAUUCACUUUGCAACAAAACAAGUGAGCCAAUCAGAUAUCAGCUGAACGCAUCAGAAUAUCUCUUUGUCUCGUCGCACUUUCAAAUUCUGAAAAGCGCACAGGAUAAUACGCUGUUUCAACAAUCUUUUGAAAGGAUUAUUGGGCUUUUUGCGACUUUGAGUUUUCAAGAUCACAACUAAUUAAUAUUCUUGAAAAAAUUGGGACCAGAGAAAAAAGUCCGGAUAAUCGAGUAGUCCGGAUAAUCGAGGUCCGGAUAAUCGAGGUUCGACUGUAUCAAUAUUUCAGAUGGUAAGUUGUAAAACUAUCGAUUCAUGAUUUUAUGUAAUACUCAGAGAACUGUGUGUUUCUUUUAUGUUUGGAAUUAAACUCUCCUUACUUACACAAUGUAACAUUGAUAAAUAUAUCUCAGGUUUAAAUCACA
Messenger RNA from Pocillopora damicornis (cauliflower coral), 3051 nucleotides. RefSeq names its product endoplasmic reticulum resident protein 44. Gene Ontology annotation, cellular component: endoplasmic reticulum membrane; endoplasmic reticulum-Golgi intermediate compartment. Gene Ontology annotation, molecular function: protein disulfide isomerase activity. The record is from RefSeq and is a predicted model, not a curated record. Gene Ontology annotation, biological process: protein folding. NCBI's taxonomy places the organism in Eukaryota, Metazoa, Cnidaria, Anthozoa, Scleractinia, Pocilloporidae.